Prorocentrum cordatum is the source of this 912-nucleotide messenger RNA. Lineage: Eukaryota; Dinophyceae; Prorocentrales; Prorocentraceae. The record is from the annotation of a GenBank genome assembly.
GCGCGCACCGCCAAGAGCUUCAAGCCGACUCCACCCACGGAGAGGCGCCAGGUUAACAAGGUGCUGGACUCGUGCACAGGCAGGGAGGAGACCGCUCACUCGGUGUUCCUGGACGCCAUGCGAGAACAGGACAGGCGCGGGCAGCGCGGGGCCGCCACGCAGAACUUCACGCCCGAGCGGUUCAAGGGCAUGCCUCUCAGGAAGUUCGGGCUAGGCCACCAGCCUGGGGUGCAGGGCCGUGCCGCGGCCUUCGGCGACUCCGCGGCACCCAGCGCCAGCUCUGGAGUGGCGCCGCGGCAGGUGAAGGAGAAGAAGGUCGGAGGCUCCACGGGCCUGAUGGACCUGGCCUUUGCGAGCGGCCGCGGGUACGCGCCAGUGUCGCUGCCGUACUUCGAGGUGGCGAGGGAGGAGCUGGAGCAGGAGGAUAGCGGUGCCGCCAAGCAACAGAGCAGGCCGAUGCUGACGAGGCUCGACGAGGCGAACGCCAAUGCUGCCAAGGACCUCUUCCUCUCCAAGGACGGUGCCCUGCAGGAGCACAAGUACUUCCUUAUCCAACUGCCGGCCGUGCUGCCCGAGCUGCUCGACGGCCCCGACGGCGAGGACGGUGGAAGCGCGGACGCGGGCAGCAUCGCACAGUACCCCGACGGGCUUGUUGGCAAGUUGCGCGUCCACAAGUCUGGGAAGGUGCGCAUGGAGAUCGGCGGCGUGCCCUUCUGCGUGGACCAGGGCUGCGAGACCUUCUUCCAGCAGGACCUCGCGUGCGUGUGCCCGGACGAGUUCUACGACCUCGGGGCCAUCCGGAAUCGUGCCAUCCUGUCGCCGGACGUGGACACCAUGCUCGCCGCCGAGAACAAAGCAGGCCCGCAGCGCGGGCCCGCGCCGGAGGGCGCGCCGCAGGGCCCGCCGCCGUGA